AGGUGUGUGAUAAAGAAAUCAAAUAUAAGCACACUGCCAACAGCUUAAAUUUAAAGUUAGAUGUUUUCAUUCACAGCCCUUUCAAAACAGACAUUCCUGGAGGAAAUCGUUUCGGGGCAAGUCAAUAUAUUAUAGUUUACAAUAAACACUGUGACCUGUUUAGAAUUCAAAAACCCAUAAGAAUAUUCUAAUGUUGCUGAUUGGAUUGUUAACAAAAGGCCUUUUAUGUAGGUCUAACCAAUCGAUCAUCGAUAUGCGUCAUGGUUUGGUUCCUUUAGAAUCAGGAGAACUUCGAGCCUUCUAGUGUCCAGAAAAGCAGUUAACAAUAAUCGAGUUGCUUUUUCUGAAAGGUGCCCACCUUGCGUGCACGAAAAAAAAAACAAGUUUCUGAAUGGCGGCUAAUGCUCUUGGAUAAACAAUAUUUGAUCACUGAAUGUGAGCUGAUUGAACGACUCUGACAUUCAAAUGACGAUUCCCAAAAGAGUAAAAUGUCUACCUUUGAAGAUGUUGAGUUGCCAGAGGAUCGCAAACUAAGAAGAAGAUCAAUCUAUGUCAUCUUCUUGAUUACCCUCUUCAGUUCAACGGACUAUGCAAUCACAAUGCCAUCACUCUGGCCUUAUAUGAAAAAGAUUGAUCAGCUGGUGAAACCAAGCCAUCUUGGCAUAGCAAAUGGUGGUUAUUGUCUCGGGCAGCUGAUGGGUUUGCCUGCUUUUUAUGCAUGGCAUAAAAUCCAUGGAGCCCGCGCGCCUCUUCUUGCCUGCAUUCUGCUCAAGUUCUCUGCAGCUUGUCUGUAUGCUCUUGCAGCAGCAUUUCCUGGAAGCAAUGGUCUAACCAUGCUUAUAGUGGCAAAAUUUUCAACUGGUUUUUCUAGCGGUCAAGUGGUUGUUUGUCGUACAGUCUUGGCACAUUCAACGACUGUGAAGGAGAAAAAGAUGAGCUUUGCUUUUCUUUCUACGUUUGAGGCUUUAGGAUUUGCAAUCGGACCAGGGCUUUCAGCUUUUCUGGCAAUCGUUCUCAAAAGUGAAUAUCGUCAUUCGUUUAUCAUCCUUGACGUCUUCAACGCUCCUGGGUGGCUCGGAAUGUUUAUGCAGACUAUUUGUUAUCCUUCAGUAUUGAUCUGGUUUAAGGAGUACAACCUACAAAGAGAAAAAGAAAAUAAAACAGGUGAAUUGCCAAAACCGGACACUUUUGCAAUGAUUUUGGUCGCAAUUUCCUAUUUUGUUAUCUAUGUUGUUUUUUCAGCACUCGAGACGCUGACCGCUCCACUCAUGUUAGAUGAAUUAGCCUUUACCAAACAAACGGCAGUUUUCAAUGCUGGCAUCUUGCUGUCUUCUCUUGGACCUAUUGCAUUUCUAUCGCUUGGAUUCAUUAAGUGCACAUCACAAAGAAUGGAUGAAAGACAAAUGGUUUUGGUAGGAUGUACAAUUGCAUUGUUAGGCGUUGUCACGUUUUUACCGUGGGGAAACACAUAUCCAACUCUUCAAACAAACGAGCUUAUCAGAGCUGGUAAUCUGACAAAAAUUCUUUUGAAAGAAGGAUGUCCAGCUAAAUACCAUUGGUGCAAAAAUACACCUAAAAUACAAUUUUGGCAAUUAAUUAUUGCAGAAUUGAUAACCAUGAUUGGCUUCAUGCUGACAUUACUAAUAAUAUAUGGAUUGUAUUCAAAAGUUAUUGGUCCAAGAAAACAGGGUUUUUAUAUUGCUGCUAUGUCUGCCAAUUCGUGUCUAUCAGGGAUCAUAUCACCAUUGCUACUGGCGUAUAUUUACGAACAUUUGGGACCCAGAUAUGUAUUUAUUACGAUUGCUUCUAUUUUAUCACUUUUUAUUCUAGUAUUCACUUAUUUCUAUAGCAGACUAGUACCUUUUGAAGAGUACAUAAAGAAAAACUAGAGUCUGGAAAUUAAACUGUUUGAACUUUUGCUAGAUAUUUUUGAAUGAGAGUUGAACUUCCUAUUAAAAAAUACCUUUGUUUAAACUUGGGAUGACUUGCUAUUGUUUGUCUGAAUAAGAGACUUUGUGGAUACCAAGCUUGAUACUUUCUUCUUGAU
This is a messenger RNA of Rhopilema esculentum, 2047 nucleotides long. RefSeq names its product major facilitator superfamily domain-containing protein 8. Gene Ontology annotation, biological process: transmembrane transport. Gene Ontology annotation, cellular component: lysosomal membrane. Lineage: Eukaryota; Metazoa; Cnidaria; Scyphozoa; Rhizostomeae; Rhizostomatidae. The record is from RefSeq and is a predicted model, not a curated record. Gene Ontology annotation, molecular function: transmembrane transporter activity.